Messenger RNA from Sclerotinia trifoliorum, 1980 nucleotides. The record is from the annotation of a GenBank genome assembly. Lineage: Eukaryota; Fungi; Ascomycota; Leotiomycetes; Helotiales; Sclerotiniaceae.
CACCAAACUCACUCGCAGCUCACUAUCACUUAUCACUAUCACAAUCGCUGACUACUUAAUUCAACCCAAAAACUUUUCAUCUUGUCGCAAGCCCAAAAUAUGGACAUCGAUGAUGAUGAGGAAAUAUUGCGGACCCUCGCGCAUGGUCAACCUAUUGAUUAGUACGUUUUGCGCAUUCUUAUGAUCGCCGGGAAUGUGGAGUGUGAUGGCUUCAUACUGACUGACACUUGGGUUGUAGCUCAAUAUGGCCGAGUUUACUUGAGAGGUUGAUGAUUAGAUUGGAAAAGGUAACAAGUGCACCUCCUUUACUUUUCCAAGAUCCUAUAUGAUGCGCAGAUAGCUAACUCAGUACCAGAUUGCCAUCACGGAUUUCCAAAUUCCAAAACUUCCAACAUUCGCGCGCCCCUCUUCUCCUUCAAUCUCCCCAAGGCAAAAUACCAAUAAUGAAGACCCCUCUUCCGACUUUACGCCUUCGUUAGAAUCUCUUCCCUCGAUCUGCUACAAGCAACUUCUUGACAUACAAAAUACCUUGAACAAGACAUUUCCAACUCAUCCGCCUCAUACAAUCCAACGUCUCUCCGAGCUCCUCCUAAAUCCUACUCAGCACCACCGUUCUCUUCCCUCUUAUCUUCACGCCCUUGAUCGCGUCAUCCAUGUCACAUCCCCCAUAACCGCAUUUCCCCUCCCACCAGCCAUCCCAGACCCAAGAGUUUCUUCCUCGGUCCUCAGUAACGGAACUCCCCCUUCAGUCGAUCCUCUCAGCAUUAGCUGGAGCAAUCCUACAUCUGGAACCGCCUCCGCGAACGGAGGACUCGGUAGCGAUGAAGCAUUGGGGGGCGCAUUAUUGACACCUAUCAGUUGGUUAAAUAAGCGCGAAUCGAGCCUCACGCACAAUGGCUCAAAUGGUACGAGUUCUGGAGGCGCCUCGCCGCGUGGGGAGGUACGCACUGAGAGUACUGAAACAAUUGACGGACCAAAUGGGCCCGGUGGUGUUGAGACGGUUUCUGUAUCCGUUAAUGGAAUUUCAUCAGUUGGUUCCCAUGUAAUAAUGUCAUUGCUUCCGUCAUCCGUAUCUAGUUUAGGAGAACAGGGGUUGAGAGCAGAAGGUGGGGUUACACAGGGAGAAUUAUUGCGCCAGGAGCAGAAAGCCGGAGUGGUGCCAGCAUCGCAGUUGAGGGUGAUGCAGAGAGAACCCGACAGAGAAGAUUGGAUGGGGAGAAGAGAUGAAAAUGGAAUGGGAGAAGAGGAUGAAAUGCCACAUGCGAGAGGUCCAGAGGAAAUUGGGAUGGAGGAUAUGGGCCCCCAGGAAUGGAGAAAAGUACCGAUGACUGGAGGGGGAAUUGAUGUUGAGGCUGCCGUGGGAAGAAGGCCGGAUUUCACAGAGGAGAAGGAAGUGGGGAAAAAGACGCAAAAAGAGGAUGGUGAAGUGAUUGGAAAGUCGAAUGAAGAUGCAGAUGGAGAUGCGGUCAUGAACGUUGAGGUGAAAGAGGAAGGUGGAGAAUCAACUGCAUUGAAAAGAGCCGCGGAAGAUGAUAUUGGAAGUGAAGCUGGGGAAAAGAGAGUCAAAGAGGGGAUGGACAUUGAACCUAAUCCUGAUUCUGCGACCAAACAAGACACUGUCAGGGAAGGGGAAAAUGAGAAUGUAAUGCAAAAAGAGGAAAAUACUAUGAUGGAAACAGAUACGGAGACUGAUACGAAAACGGAGGUUGAAGACGCAAACGAAAAAGAAACAAUUUUUCGGGCGGGAGAUUUACGGACGUGUUGAUGAGGCAAUAACCCAUCUUGAGAAUAUCACGCAGAGAGUAUAAUGGCGAGCACGACGUGAGCUUAAGCAAGGGAGAACCCAGAGAGAGUGUGUGUGUGUAAAGAGAGAAGAGAAAGGUUCUUGGGAUACGAAUGAAUUGUUAGGUACCAAGCCGAUGAUACUAUAGUUAGCUAUUGUCCAAAAGAUGAAUGUAAUGUUCUGCUUGUGAAAUACUA